This is a messenger RNA of Dreissena polymorpha, 7374 nucleotides long. RefSeq names its product inactive rhomboid protein 1-like. The record is from RefSeq and is a predicted model, not a curated record. Gene Ontology annotation, biological process: regulation of protein secretion; regulation of epidermal growth factor receptor signaling pathway. Bases 119 to 2416 code for a protein of 765 amino acids. Gene Ontology annotation, cellular component: endoplasmic reticulum membrane. NCBI's taxonomy places the organism in Eukaryota, Metazoa, Mollusca, Bivalvia, Myida, Dreissenidae. The transcript has 15 exons. Gene Ontology annotation, molecular function: serine-type endopeptidase activity.
GUAACCGUGUUGUAUUUCUUUCUGUUGGGUGUGAUUUUAUGCAAGAGCACCUGUCGUUUCCUGUGUUUUUAGCAACUAAGGAGGAAAUUCUGAAGAAGGGGUUAAUACCUUCAGCAAAAUGGACCGUCAGAUGAGUGCUCCAGCUGGGACUGGUAGAUAUGUUAAGAACCAGAAUCAGAAGCCCACUUCCAAAAUGGGAAGACUCGGCAGGUCUAUGAAGCUCAGUGUUGCUGACUUCUUCGGGCUCGGUGAUGAGGACAGCUCCCAGGCCUCCAAGUGGCAAAACAGACACAUGCGCUAUUACAAGGGGAAAAUAAAGGAGGAACAUCUUCCAAACACCACCGACUUUGAUGAGUUAGACUCGUCCAUUCCUCACAUCAUUGACCCGCUGGCCAGGAGUAGUCGUUAUACGUCACAGUACUCCAGACGCACCACCCCCCUGUCCAGUACCAGUACAUACACACCAAGCACCAGGGGAGGGACCAUACGCAGGACUAGGAAGGACUCUGUGCUCAAAAUGACCUGGAAGGGCAUGCAGACUAUAGCUGGCACAAGGAAGAAGUUGAGGACCAACAAGGCGAGCAUGAGAAGUUAUGCACCGGGUAGUUUGGCGGGAGACCUGGCAGAUGCACGCAGUGAUCUAGGAGAUAGUUACCCGGCUGUCCAUGAGGACCUGGUGGAUGAUGUGUUCUAUGAUGAGCCUUCUUUGAUGCCGGAGAAAUAUCUGGAGAAGAUCCGGGAGGAGACCAGUGCUGAUCUGGAUGCUGUACCUGCACUCUCACUGGCUAGUACUAUGCCUGCACCAGGCUGGAGACCUGGUGCACAGCCUAAGCCUGCCCCAGGCACUCCCAUACCUGGAAUGGACAUGCCAGACUUUGGUAUGCGUCGCAUCAACCGUGAUAUUUGCAACUCUAUUGUGGAGCGGGACAAGAGGCAUGUAGGCAUGGGAUUUGUGGGCAGGCUCUUCCAGAGGAACUACCGACCUGAUCGGAUGAACUCUUACGUCAAGAAACAGAUUGAUGAAAUUGAUGACCACAGGCCAUUCUUUACAUAUUGGGUGACGUUUGUACAAAUUGUGGUGUUUAUUGUGUCAGUGAGUGUAUAUGGGAUUGCACCUAUUGGCCACUCUGAAACAGAAUAUUCUGAACCAAUCCAGAAACCCAACCUGGCCAUUGAAUCCACAAGGUACUUGGAAGCUGACAAUCUUUGGAUAGGCCCAAGACAGGCGGACCUGAUCCAUCUAGGGGCCAAGUACUCUCCGUGUAUGCGGCUAGAUCAAGGGAUACAGAAGGGGCUUGACAAGGAUCUAGAAGAGGAGCGUAACUCAGCAUGUUGUGUCAGGGACGAUGGCUCAGGCUGCUUCCAGUCUGUGGAAUCUAAAUGCUCGAAAACACUCAGCUCUUGGUACAAGUGGGACAAUAACGGUCCAAGCCAGAGGAAAUCUGGAACUGUCUGUGGUCAAGACCCAAGGUACUGCAGAAAUCCAUCAUCUGUGUCUCCAUUUGUGUGGGAGGAUGAUGUCACAAAAUGGCCGCUAUGCACGGAUACAACCAACCCUAACACGACUGAUCGGACUGACCGUCACAUGACCUGCAAGAUCUCAGGUCGCCCGUGUUGCCAUGGUAUCCAGGGGGAGUGCAUGAUCACCACAAGGGAGCACUGUGACUUUGUGAGGGGAUACUUCCAUGAGGAUGCCUUCCUAUGCUCGCAGGUUCCGUGCAUGAAGAAGAUAUGUGGGAUGAUUCCAUUUUCUCAAGACAAGUAUCCAGACCAGUUUUACAGGCUCUGGACAUCGCUAUUCUUGCAUGGAGGGUUGUUUCACCUGGUGAUCUCCUUGGGUUUCCAGAUUCUCAUCAUGCGCGACAUGGAAAAGCUGACGGGAUCCAUACGCAUGACAAUUAUCUAUGUUGGGUCUGGCAUUGCUGGCAACUUGGCCAGCUGUAUCUUUGUGCCAUACCAGGUGGAGGUUGGCCCGGCCGGUGCCCAGUUUGGUAUCCUGGCCUGCCUGCUGGUGGAGGUCCUGCAGUCCUGGCAGAUGUUGGAGCGCCCUGGCAUCGCCCUCCUCAAGAUCACCGUACCCAUCGUGGUCCUCUUCGCAUUAGGGCUCCUGCCCUGGAUCGACAACUGGGCUCAUCUCAGUGGCUUUCUCUUCGGCUUCCUUCUUGCCUUCUCCCUUCUUCCGUAUGUGUCGUUCGGAACACACGACCGGCGUCGAAAACUCAUAGGGAUUAUUUUGUCACUGGGUGGAGCCAUUGGGUUGUUUGUUCUGCUUAUUAUAUUGUUUUAUGUGCUGCCCCUUUACAACUGUCCUGGGUGUCAGUAUUUCAACUGUGUGCCUUUCUCAGCAAAUUUUUGCAAGAACAUGGAAGUUGAUAUAGACAGGAAUGCAACCUACAGCAGUUCUGUUCAUGGAUGAAAAAUCAAAACUUAGCAAUAUCAUACAUGUAGUAUUUGGUCCUGUAUUGACCUUCUUAUGCAUAAUAACAAUCAAAGGGUAUGCGAUUUUGUUGGUAAUCUAGUUGGAAAUUGUAUCUUUUCAUAGAUGCAUUUAUUUGUAGAGCUAGUUGUUCUUUACUUAUUUGCGGUGCUUUUGCUUUUUAAUAUUUUGUUGACAAAUAUGAUAUUUGGUUUUGAGGGUAAGAGUUUGCAAGAAUCAGGCAGUUAACAGAUUCCCAGAUUCUAUACAUGUAGAUCUACUUUAUUUUGAAUCAAAAUCUUAUAUUUUAAAACAACUGAUAUAUUGUCCUAUAUUUUUGCCAUUUUGGGUGAUUAAGGUUUAGUUUUGUAUUUUUAUGCCCCCAGUAGGACGGCAUAUAGCUGCUGCACUGUCUCUCUGUCCAGCAUUCCAUUUCUGAUUUUUUUUUCCGCCGCCAUAGGCGGAGGGAUAUUGUUUUGCGUUGUCCGUCCGUCUGUCCAUCUGGAGCCAUAUCUUGGGAGAUCUUUGGUGGAUUUCAUUGAAACUUGGUAUAAGUAUAUAUAUGGAUAAUAUGAUGAUGCACGCCAAAUGGCAUUGUACACCAAUUGAUAAUAAGAGAGUUAUGGCCCUUUGUUUCUUGGAAAAAUGCUUUAACACUUUUGUGUCCAGAAGCAUAUUGGCGGGGGAUAUCAAUUCAACAAAUUUGCUUGUUUUUUCCAAAGCACUUGCAGAUAUUGACCUUUUUUUUGUUUUUUUUUUGCAGUGUGAAUCUAUCUGAAUGACUUAAAGAUCAAAUUUGAGUUUUGUUCCUGUCCAUUGAAUUUAGAAAAAGUUACGAACCUUUGCCUUAUAAAUGUUAUCUAGAAUAACAAUUUUCCGAGGGCCUUGUGUUUCACAAACACAGCUCAUGUUGUAUAAGGUUUAGGAAAUAAAAUGCAAUAUCCUUCUUACAUUAAGUAACCUACGGGUACAUUAAGUUAAAAGUUUAAAUACUAUACAAUAUAUCCAUUCUUGUGAAAGAUAACAUAUCUUACUGGACAUGAGGUCUGGUAACUUUUGAAAUUUACUUGACCUGACCAUAUUUUAUGGGACUUUUUCUUUUUUAUGCAAACCAGAAAAAAUACCUUUUAUUCACUUUAUUUAAAUCAUAUUGAUGUUCACUUUUUCUUUUUUAAUUUUAAAAAUACUGUAAAAAAUGACACAAUUCAGACGUGUUCUUUUAUAACAUGAUAAAACUUUCAAUAAAUAGUGAAGAAAGAUUUUCCGUUCUAUUUUAUUUUAAAACCAUCUAUCAGAGAAAAAUUAACCUUGACCAGGCAAUAUUUUAAAUAGAUUAAAAGUUUCAUUUUUAUUUCCAAACAAAACGAAGUUUUAUAUAUCUAUUUUGUUGUUGGACACAAAAUCCAGUUUCAGAAAUGUUACUGGACUUGGGGGGGAAUGUUAUGGGAAAGGUCCGAGGUCAUCAUGCUAAAUGUCAUUCAAAUUAAUACCAAUAUAAUGGAUAUUAUUCCAUUAAAUAAUGGAAAAUUUAAGUUUGUAUACAUUUUAUUUUGUAUAUCAUAGAACUGUACUGUUCAUAACAAAAAUAGCAUAUCUUUGUUUUGUAAUUUGUCUUGAUGAAAGGUAUGAAAUUAUGGAAUUAAUUUGAUGUAAAAUAAUAAUUUGUUUACCCCUAUCAAGUACAACAAUAGUGUUAUAAUCAGUUACACAUAAUUCAGUUUUUUAUAUGUUUAUGCAAUAGCAACUGAAGGGAAUUGCAAUUAUGUGCACCUUAUAAUGUGUAUGUUGUAAAUACAUGUUGAAUAUGUAAUUCAUUUAACUCAAACAUUUAUUCAUUUUCAAAGCUACAAAAAGAAAGUCAUUUUAUGUUAGUGUGCCUAGUUAUGUUGUUUUUCAUGAUGCGCAAUUAGAACUGCUGAUACUGUUUAGAGGUGUAUCAAAACCAAAUUGAUCUGCUGAUAUCUUCUGUGUAAUCAAAUCCCUGCAAAAUGCUUUUACAUUAAUAUUACAGUUCUAUACACGUUUUAUAUAAUGUUUGAAUUAUUGCACAACUGUGCCUUACAAAUCUGCUGGGUAUAAUAUAAUUUAAUUAUUUUGAAAAAUGUUGGUUCAAUUUCUAUGCUUAAAUAUCACAUAUAUGUAUUCCCCCCGUACUUGUGUUUGACCCCUUUUGAAGAAGAGGGGUUUUAUUGUUUUGCUGGAUGUCUGUCUGUCAGUAGCCCAGUUUGUUUCCGAUCAAAAACUCCUAAAAAAAUUGUUCGAUUGGCUUGAUACUUCACAUGUGCAUUGGCCAUGGACAGUAGAUGACCCCUUUUGAAAAUGGGGUCACUAGGUUAAAGGUCAAGGUGACCAUCACAAUAAGUGUGAACAACUGUUUCCAAUCAAAAACUCGUCAACAAAUUGACAGAUUGGCUUGAUACUACCCAUGUGCAUUGGUCUUGGACAGUAAGUGACCCCUAUUGAAAUUGUUGUCACUAGGUCAAAGGUCAUGGUAACUGCCACAAAUAGUGUGAAAAUCAUUUCUUAUAACUAAUUUGUCAACGAAAUUACCAAUUGGCUUGAUACUUCACAUGUGCAUUCGCCUUGGUUAGUAGAUGACCCCUAUUGAAAUUUGGGUCAAGGUCAAGAUCACUGUCACAAUAAGUGGGAAAAUUGUUUCCAAUCAAUAACUCAUCAACGAUUUUGACCGAUUGGCUAAAUACUUCAAAUGUGCAUUUGCCUUGGACAGUAGAUGACCCAUAGUUAUAAUACUAUAAUAUUCUCAACCCAUUUACUAUAAGGAUGAUUUAACAGAAAUGCAUAAUUCUGUUUCAACUAAAAAGUUAUAUAAUUAGCUAAGUCACACUCAUAUGAUACAAUUACCCGGUAACUCUUAUCAGUUUUGUUGCAAGGCCCUGUUGGGGGGGGGGGGGGCAUUUGUCUCUGAUCGAGCUAUUGUUACAAAGUAUUUAUUUUUUGUGAAGAAUCAUGUAUUUCAUGUUUUACUCUUCUCACUGUUUUCUGUGUAUAUGUUUUAAACACCUGUAAAAAGUUGGACUCAACCAUGCAUUAAAUUUAAUUUAUUUUUUUUAAUACUUAAUUAAUAGAACUUUGUAUUUUAAUCAUUAAUCCUAAAGUGCCUUGUUUAUACGUGAAUAAAUUGAUGUAAUUGAUCAAUUUUGAAGCAGUUACACUUGCUUAUAAAUAGCUUUUCAUACUAUUUUUUAUACUACUAUGUAUACUAUUUUACAUGUUUGUUACAAAAAAAAUCUUAAAUUGUUCAAUAUCUUGAAUUUCUAUUAUACAUGGGAUAUGUUCAUCUGUGAUAUGUUUUAGUCAUUAUUGUGUUUGUAACCGUGUGUACAUAGCACAAGUGGUUGCAUAGUAAUUUAUAGAAAUGCGUAUAAAUGUAUCUACGCAGUUUGGCGUCUCAUACUUUCAUUUCAUCUUCAGCUUACAUAUCUAGCUGGUUAUAGUACACAAAAUAUAGAACUUGCAAAAUGUAAAUAUGACAUUAUUAAAUUACACAUUACAAAAUGCUUGAUCAUUUUGGAUUAUCCUUACUUGAUGUCUUGUAAAUGAAACACACUUGGGUUAUAUUUUUCUAUGUGUGGAAUACUGUUUGUAAAGUAUUUUUAGGCUUAUUACAUGUAGGUGUUCCGCUUUUGACAUCUAUUUCACAAUGUGUUGUUUUCAUCAUCUUGACAUAGAAGGCAUACAGUGAGUGUCUUCUGUCCUCUAUUCAUCCAUGAAAGGUGCAGUAGAUUUUACUGUUUCCUGUAACGCCCACAUUGCUUGCUUCACUCUGUGAUAUACCAACAUGGGAUGAUCGCACACUAGGAAUACUGAUUCAGUGUUUGCCUAAUAACUACCCUUAAUCCAUCAAACCAAACUUUUGCUUUUACAUUUUCCAAUUUAAGACUCAGAAUCAUUCAAACAAUCGUUUCAAUAAAAGAUAAAGUAGAUUUUACCAUUUCGUUUAUGACCAGUACUGCUGACUACAACCCUUAAAUACUUGCACGGUUGGUGCUUAUUGAAUAUUCCCUAUCCAUCUUGCCUACCCGUAUCUCUCAACCUUUACUUUCACUUUGACCAUGUGUUCAAAAUGGGCACAAACCUGGUUAUUCAAUAUCAAUUGCUUUUAUUCAGUGUUUUUUUAUCAUAUCUAUAUGCAUUUUUUCCUGACAAAGAUACAAAAAAUAUGUUGGUCGAGAUGUGAUCAUUAACAUAACAUUUUAUACUUUCCUUUAUUAUGUUAGAUCUUUUGUUUCUAUAUUGCUAUUUGUGUGAGAUAAUAAGUUAAAUGUUAACAUGUGAAUCAAAAUGUUUACCUCUUAAAAAAAUGACAAAUGUGUAUGUCAUGUUUGGUGUCUGUUAUACAACAUGUACAGAAUAGUUUUAUAUGCUUAUAGCGACAUUUUUAAUUGAACAGUGUGAUUUUUAAUAAGUGGUUUGUUCUGACAGUUUUAUAUAUUUGCAUUUUCAUCGUAUAUUAAUAUAAUUGUUAGAAUUAAUAGAAUUACCUUUCUUUUUUUACUUGCACAUAUCUGAACACUUGGCCCAUUAACUUGUUACAAGAAAAUAAAAGUCUAAGAAUUAUAUUAUAAAAAUAAACUUUGAGUAUUAUAUAACAAUAAAAUAAACUUGAAGUAGUAUAUUACAAUAAAAUACGUUUGAAUUAUUUCAUUUAAAUGUACCCAACCUAUCAAAGUAUAUUGUUAUAAAGUGUAAAAAUAUAUGGCAUACUAUUUUCUCAAAAAUAUUGACAGUUCACAAACAUUUUUUAUAACAUUUUAUGUGUAUUUACUGGCCAAUAAUACACAACUGGUAUUAUCAUUAGGUGAUAUAGUCUAUGUGAUUAAAACAUUAUAUAUUUCAUAUUUUCAUAAAUAUUAUUUAUGUUAAGACUAUUUGUUAUAUUGUAGACCAUUUUUUCUAAACUAUUAAAAUGAUGGACACAAAUGCUGUGUCCUCAAUAA